Molecule: messenger RNA, 1254 nt
Organism: Grosmannia clavigera kw1407
Lineage: Eukaryota; Fungi; Ascomycota; Sordariomycetes; Ophiostomatales; Ophiostomataceae
Product: phosphoglycerate kinase
Exons: 2
Coding region: 1-1254 (417 amino acids)
Biological process (GO): glycolytic process; gluconeogenesis
Cellular component (GO): cytosol
Molecular function (GO): ADP binding; phosphoglycerate kinase activity; ATP binding
Source: RefSeq, a predicted model, not a curated record
AUGUCUUUGUCAAACAAGCUAUCUAUCGAGGAUGUCGAUGUGAAGGGCAAGCGCGUCCUCAUUCGGGUCGACUUUAACGUUCCCCUUGACGCCAACAAAAAGGUCACCAACACCCAGCGUAUUGUAGGCGCCAUUCCAACUAUCAAGUAUACUCUUGACCAUGGAGCAAAGACGGUUGUCCUGAUGUCACACCUUGGCCGCCCCAAUGGACUCCCAAACCCGAAGUAUAGUCUCGCCCCUGUCGUUCCUGAGCUGGAGAAGUUGCUCGGGAAGAAGGUUACCAUCGCACCUGAUAGUGUUGGGCCAGAGGUUGAAAAUAUCGUAAACAACGCGGCCGACGGCGAUGUGAUUCUUCUGGAAAACUUGCGCUUCCACAUCGAAGAAGAAGGAAAGGGUGUUGACGAAAAUGGGAACAAGAUUAAGGCCGACAAGGAAAAGGUGGAAGGGUUUCGCGAGGGCUUGACAAAGCUUGGAGAUGUCUACAUCAACGACGCGUUUGGCACGGCCCACCGUGCCCACUCCUCGAUGGUUGGUGUUAACCUGCCGCAAAAGGCAGCUGGAUUUUUGAUGAAGAAGGAGCUGGACUAUUUCGCAAAGGCUUUGGAGAAUCCCAAGCGUCCCUUCUUGGCCAUCCUCGGUGGUGCCAAGGUUUCGGACAAAAUCCAGCUUGUCAACAACCUGCUCGACAAAGUCAACACGCUGAUUAUCUGCGGCGGUAUGGCCUUCACCUUCAAGAAGACGCUGUACAACGUACCUAUCGGCAACUCUCUAUUUGACGAAGCCGGCUCAAAGACGGUGAAGGAGCUCGUGGAGAAGGCCGAGAAAAAUGGAGUCAAGCUUGUGCUGCCAGUCGAUUAUGUCACUGCUGAUAAAUUUGACCCCAAUGCGACCACAAGCACGGCGACUGACGAGGGUGGAAUUCCAGAUGGAUGGAUGGGAUUGGACUGCGGCGAAGAGAGCAUCAAGCUUUACCAGCAAGCUAUUGAUGAGGCCCAAACGAUUCUCUGGAAUGGCCCCCCUGGUGUGUUCGAAUUUGAAAAGUUCGCGAACGGCACGAAGGCGACUCUUGAUGCUGCCGUCAAGGCGGCCCAGGAUGGAAAAAUUGUCAUAAUUGGUGGAGGUGAUACUGCGACUGUGGCUGCUAAGUACGGCGUUGAGGCCAAACUCAGUCAUGUUUCGACGGGCGGCGGCGCCAGCCUAGAGUUGCUAGAGGGGAAGGCUCUUCCUGGUGUCGUUGCCCUGAGCACUAAAUAG